GCUUCCAAUGGCAAGCAUACAUAAGAGCAGGUAGGAAGGUGUGUUGUGGGUUCCUCGUUGUCUCUGUCCGUCUCGCUCCAUUCUGUACAUACAUACCCCAAGAUGCAUUUUUCAACCCCAUCUCGAUGUCUCCUCAGCUGUCUUCUCUUCGGCGCCACGACUCUAGCAUCCAGAAACAACGACACAGUCUCAACAUGCGAAGCUCUCUCGUCCAUCCUGCCCACCGAGAUCUUCUACCCCGACACUGACACAUACAACGCCUCCAUCUCCUCCUACCCCUUCAUCCAGCUGCGGCUCCACCCGACCUGUAUAGUGCGGCCCAAAACCGCGCAAGAUGUCUCUGCAGCGGUCAAUCUCCUGAGGGAUACAGGCUGCACUAAGUUCGCCGUAAAAGGCGGAGGCCACAAUGCCAAUGUGGGCUUCAACAAUAUCGAAGAUGGUGUCACCAUCGAUAUGCAGAGCAUGAAUGAAGUAGAGGUGGUGGAGGCGACAGAGGUCGCGAGAGUAGGCGCCGGAGCCCUGUGGCAGAAUGUGUAUGAUGCCGUGGAACCGCAUAAUCUCACGGUACUUGGCGGCAGGAUUGGAGUCGUGGGCGUGGCUGGCUUCACAACGGGAGGCGGCGUAUCCUUCUUCUCCCCCUCCCGCGGCUGGGCCUGCGACGCCGUCGUAAACUUCGAGCUCGUCCUCGCCGACGGCACCAUCGCCAACGCAAACGCGACCUCCAACGCCGAUCUGUACGCCGCGCUCAAAGGCGGCCAAAACAACUUCGGCAUCAUCACCCGCUUCGACCUGCAGGCCUUCCCGCUCGAAGGUCCCAUCUGGGGCGGCCGCAUCGCCUUCAACUCCUCCGCCGAGGCGGAUCUCGUCUCCGCGUUCACAGAGUUCAAGAGCAGCGCGUACGAUCCCCAUGCCGCCGGCUGGGUCACGUGGCGCUACAACGUGACGACCAAUCAGACGACGCCGACGAGCAUCCUGUGGUACACGAAGCCGGAGCAGAAGCCCGGCGCGCUGAAGCCGAUUGUGGAGACGAAGCCGCAGCUGAUGAACGGCAUGACCACGGGCACGCCGCGCGAGUUCGCAAAGAACGCGUCCAUGGUGGUGAAGACGUCGAAUCUCAACACAAUCUGGGCCACCACCACCUUCAAAAUCUCCCCCCGCAUCUGCCACCGCAUCCACCUCGCCUGGAAAACUGCCAUCCCGUCCCUGCUCUCCGCGCACGCCUCCUCCAACCCGGCCUCAGAGCUAACCUUCCAAUCGAUCCCGCCGCCUCCACGCAACGACUCCAGCCCCAACAGCCUAGGCUUCAGCGCCACCGACACCCCCGAAAAGGACCUCGUGUUCCUGCAGAUCGUGUUCUACUACAACACCGACGCUAGCGCCAGCAAGGCGUUCAAUGCCGGGCUGAAGGACUUUAUCAAGAUGUUUGACGAUAUUGCCGAGGACGAGGGCGUCAGCAGCGGGUGGGUGUAUUUGAACUUUGCGGCGCGGUUUCAGGAUCCGCUGGGGAGCUAUGGGAGGGAGCAGUUGGGAAAGCUGAAGCGGGUGGCGAGGAAGUAUGAUCCGAGGGGGUUGUUUCAGAAGCAGCUUGUGGGCGGGUUUAAGGUGUCAGCUGCGGAAGCGUUGUAGGACUUGGUUUUCGUCUUGGAAGGCGUACGAUGGGGACUGGAAAAUAGCGCGGCGGGAUUGUACAUACAAAUUAAUUCUAUUCAUAUCACUUUUCGUUUCAUUCAGUUCAUUCAUGAGUCGUUGGUGGUCUU
Molecule: messenger RNA, 1757 nt
Organism: Trematosphaeria pertusa
Lineage: Eukaryota; Fungi; Ascomycota; Dothideomycetes; Pleosporales; Trematosphaeriaceae
Product: FAD binding domain-containing protein
Exons: 3
Coding region: 103-1626 (507 amino acids)
Molecular function (GO): FAD binding
Source: RefSeq, a predicted model, not a curated record